Messenger RNA from Cydia amplana, 4403 nucleotides. Its product is annotated as nuclear pore complex protein DDB_G0274915-like. The coding region runs from base 208 to 4311 and encodes 1367 amino acids. Lineage: Eukaryota; Metazoa; Arthropoda; Insecta; Lepidoptera; Tortricidae. The transcript has 18 exons. The record is from RefSeq and is a predicted model, not a curated record.
AGUCUUCAACCACAAACAUUACCGCAACAAACGCCCGUAGUGCAGCCACCAAAAAUAGUAGAAGUCCAAGCGCCGCCGGCCCCUGUGCAGGUCCAACCAAAACCAGCGCCGAUCCCCCAAAAAGAUCCCACUCCAGAAAUAAACGCUGCCCUAAAGGCCGAGCAGGAAUUGGCCAAUAAACAGAAAGCAGACCAGGAGUUCAAAAACAUGCUCAUCAGGGAGGCUAACGAGUUCCAGGCCGAGCUGUACGAGUUCGUUACGAAGACGAGGCAGGCGCAGAUUAAGUUUUACCGCGACCUCCACGCGAUAGACACGAACGCAGACCUCCAAAACUUAGACGCCGCAACGCUGAAGAAAGAAUGCUCCGUUGAGGAUCUGCGCAGCGCCAUUAUCGCACUGAAGUUAGACCUAGUCCGCUCAUGCGCGGUAGUUGCCGAGGCUAGGACACAAUCCGACGCUAAAGACCUGGAUCAAUGGACCCAAGCGGACCCGCUGACCACAAAACGGGUGGCUUCCGUAAAGAAACUAGCCUACUACGUGCAAAACCAGCUUGAACAAGCACACAGCUCGCUCAACUACAAGUGGAAUCAGCUCGCUGAGCGGGAAUUCAAGUCCAAUAAACUAGGCCCCCGCAUGAUCCGACCAAUCAUGGACGACGUAUACCAACCACUAGUGAAGCAACAGGAAAUACUCAGUCGGCAGGAAGCAGUGCUCAAAAUGCUCAGAAACACGCUCAACGAAUGCGACGGCCCGGUGUACAAGUCUACGCCUAUAUUGAGAAGCACGCCUUUUAAAAAAGAUCCACUCUCCAAACUGACCAAAAACAUUCUAAACAUGAGCUUGGAACCCCAGAAAUCGGAGAGCAUAAAUCUGCUCACCCCCCAAAAGCUGGACGCGUUGCGCGACCUGUUGUCCAACCACAAGACUGUCAAGAUUAAACCUGUCAAUGUGGAGAUGAGACAUCAUUUGACUACCAUGAGGAUGAGUUAUGAAAAGAGUUUGAGGGAAGAAAAGGCUAGGGAACGAGCCAUUAAAACUGAACCAGUCAAAGUGCAAGUGAAACAAGAAGUGAAGCCUGUAAUUAAGCAAGGGCCUAAACCAGUGAAAGUACCUCCGAAACCAGUGUUUGCGCCCAUAGCAGUCACACCUGUUCCAUCUACUAAUUAUACUUGGUUCACUGAAGAACCAAAAAAACAACCCCCGAGCCCUCAAACCCUACCUCAGGAGAUCAGCUUCACGAUAUCCAACACACCAACAGCGUCUCGUAACGUGCUUAAAAACCUGCUCGAAAACAAGCAGGUUACGGCCGAAGCGAAGACAGAUGAAAAUAUAAUGGACAGUUUCAUGGGACAGAAGAUUUGUACACCUUCUAAUUUUAACUUCUCAUCAGUUAUAGUCGCAACACCUACUGCAUCAUCUUUCACAACGAAACCCAUAUCAGCACUUAAUAACAUGUUAAACCAAUUCACACCACAGACUGAAAAUAAAAAUAUAGAAACUACUGAACCGGUGAAAGAAAAGCAGAUGUCCAAUCUUUUUACAAUGUCGAAAUCAAAUGUGCCAGAUGUAUUGGGCAAUUCUAAUAUGAUUACAAUCAAAAGAGUUGAACCUAAGGCUGAACCGAAAGAUAAAUCGAAAGAGAAUGUACCAGCGAAGACAGAGAAUGUUAUAUUGACGAUUCCUAAAGUGAAUAAAGAUGAUAAGAAGGAAAAUGAGCCGAAGCCAUUUAGUGUCCAAAAUACGAAUAAAUCUUUAUUUAGUUCUGUUGCUCAACCAGUUGCAGUGAAUCCUGCAUUUACGAGUAAAACAGGUGAUUUGCAAAAAUCAGACGAAGCUAAAGAAAAACUAGAAACAGAAACGCCUAAGGAAGCUCAAAAAUCUUCAGCAGCGCCUGUCUCUUCAGCAUCCAUAUUUGCUGCAGCCAAUGCUACUAUUACAAUACCUAAACCAAAGUCAAUGUUUGGAUCCCCUGCAACAACAUCAGCGCCUACCUCAUUUCAAUCAAUAUCUACUUCUAAACCCGAUUCUUCGAGUAUAUUUGCAGCAGCAAAUACGUCUACACCGAAAACCGCGUCAAGUUCCAUAUUUGCUGCUAAUUCAACACCUUCAAACGUCUUUGGCGCAAAGCCUUCUAUAUUUGGCACUGCAGUCACUGUUGCAAGUACUACUUCAGAAAGUGCAGUGAAAUCAACUGAAAGCACUUCAGUGGCAUCAACGGCAUCACCUACAAUUGGGACAGCGAAAUCAGAAUUCGGUUCCGCGUUUACUGCCCCUACUGCCUCUGUUACUCCAUCCACCAAAACAUCUGAAACCUCUACACCUAGUACCCCAAGUACACCUACAACUCAAGGCGUUGUUUCAACUGCGGACAGCUCAUCAGUUACAACUACAUCGUCAAUAUUCGGUUCAGUAACAUCAACCACACAACCUUCUGUAUUCGGCGGCUUACCAUCACCAACCUCUGUAUUCGGUUCUUCCACUCCAUCUUCUGUUUUCGGUAGUGGCGCUGCAAAGUCGGCUUUCGGAUCAACUUCCCCAGUUAGCACUACGACAACCAGUUCCACUACUAAAACAUCUACACCAAGCACUACAUCAGUAUUUGGAAGUACAACAACACCUACGUCUGUAUUUGAAACUCAAGCGUUUGGGAGCACAACAACAACAACAACAACAACAACAUCUGUAUUUGGAACCACUAAAGAUACUGUCACAACAACAGCAUCUCUAUUUGGAACUGCGACAACUAAAGCAACAGACACUGUAACAACGACAGCAUCUGUAUUUGGAAGUACUGCCGCAACUCCUGCUUCAGUAUUUGGAAGUACUACCACAACUCCAACCUCUGUAUUUGGGAGUACUGCCUCAACUCCUGCGUCUGUAUUUGGAAGUACUACCACAACUUCUUCAGUAUUUGGAAGUACUACCACUACAGCCUCAGCAUUUGGAAGUACAACUUCAUCUGUAUUUGGCACGACAACCACACCAUCCGUAUUCGCAACCGCAGCUAAAUCCGCAUUUGGCAGUCCUACCACCACGCAGAGUUCAGUUUUUGCCCCCACGUCAACUCCAUCCGUAUUCUCUGGAGCAAAUCAGAAUCAGUCUGUUUUCGGAACACCAGCCACUCAAGCGUCAGUAUUUGGUUCGCCAACGACACAAGCGUCCGUAUUCGGGAGCCCUGCGAGUUUUGGAAGCAUAGCAACAACUCAAUCUGUAUUCGGAACACCAACUACGCAAUCUUCUGUCUUUGGAAGUCCACAGACCACGCAAUCAUCCGUAUUCGGGAGUCCCGCUUUUGGUUCACAACCUGCCCAAUCAGUAUUUGGUAGUCCGACAUCAGUUUUCGGUGCUCAGACUCAAGCAUCUGUAUUUGGUACCCCAACGCAAUCCACCCAAGCCUCUGUAUUUGGUACUCCUACUCAAACUACUCAAGCCUCUGUAUUCGGAACUCCGACUCAGACCACUGAAGCGUCUGUUUUUGGUACACCAACUACACAGUCCUUCGGUCAGAGCGUGUUUGGAACCCCGGCUACUACGACACAAAGCUCAAUGUUUGGCGGAGAGUCGCUGUUUGCUUCGGUUAACAUUUCGACCACCGACGCUCCGAGCGGCGGCAGCAUUUUUGGAGGAUCGACCGGCUCCCCAGGAUUCGGCAGCAGCAACACCAACGUUUUCGGCGGAAAAACCACUUUCGGCCAACCCAACCCCGCUGCCGAAGCCAUUUUCGGCGGCGGUGGGAGUGGAGGGGGAUUCGGACAAACGCAACCAGCUAAUAAUUUCUGGGGGAGCAAUAAUAACAGCAGCGGUGGAUUUGGGUCUAGUGGUUUUGGUCAACAAGCCACAACGCAGUCAUCAUCCGUGUUCGGGACGGGCAGCUUUAGUGCCCCCUCGCCGCCGGGGCAAGCGUUCGGGUCGCCCACCUCUUCCACAGGAGGAUUCGGUAGUGGUUUUGGUUCCAAAGCUGUUUUCGGCCAACCAUCCGGUUUCGGCUCCCCGGCCAGCUCCGGGUUCGGGGCUCCGGCGGCAUUCGGCGCGCUCAACAAGAGCCCGGCCGGGUUCGGCGCCGCGCCCGCCUUCGGCGCCGCGCCGGCGUUCGGCGGGUCGGCCUUCGGCGGUAGCUCGCCCGGCGGGAGUGUGUUUGGAAACGCAGCACCCGCUCCAGGGUUCGGCUCGCCGACGCAAUCCAACGCCACGUUCGAGAGCCUAGCCACGCAGAACACGCUCACGUUUGGAAACUUGGCUCAGCAAAGUGCGCCCGCGCAGCCCGCGCCCAACUUCAAUACGUCACCAUCGUUCACGGGCUGGCGCGGCUGAUGACAGUUGCACAGAGGUCGAACUGUGCGCUUAAAACAACUCCUGUAACAACUCAGACAAAUGUGGACGUGAUUCUUUGUAUUUAUGGUUAA